UGCUGCACAAAGGGGAAAUGAAGUGGGCUAGAAGAGAUGUAGCCCAUUUCUGUGCUCCUAAUGAUCAUCAGUGAUAUUGGUAUCAACUUGACAGAUCCUAUGUUCAGAGGAAUUUAUAGGGGGGUUCAAAAGCAUCAAGAUGACUUACAGGAUGUAAUAGAGAGAGCUGUCCAGAUUGGUGUUAAAAAGUUUAUGAUUACAGGUGGAAAUCUACAAGACAGUAAAGAUGCACUGCAUUUGGCACAAACAAAUGAUAUGUUUUUCAGUACAGUUGGAUGUCAUCCUACAAGAUGUGAUGAAUUUGAAAAGAAUAACCCUGAUCUUUACCUAAGGGAGUUGCUAAAUCUUGCCGAAAACAACAAAGGGAAAGUUGUAGCAAUAGGGGAAUGUGGACUCGAUUUUGACCGACUGCAGUUUUGUCCUAAAGAUACUCAGCUCAAAUAUUUUGAAAAACAGUUUGAACUGUCGGAACAAACAAAAUUACCAAUGUUUCUUCACUGUCGGAACUCACAUGCUGAAUUUUUGGACAUAAUGAAAAGAAAUAGAGAUCGGUGUGUAGGUGGAGUGGUGCAUUCGUUUGAUGGUACCAAGGAAGCAGCAGCUGCUUUGAUUGACUUGGAUCUCUAUAUAGGAUUGAAUGGUUGCUCACUGAAAACUGAGGCUAAUUUGGAAGUUUUGAAGUCAAUACCUAGUGAAAAAUUAAUGAUUGAGACUGAUGCACCUUGGUGUGGAGUCAAAAGUACACAUGCUGGUUCAAAAUACAUAAAAACUUCAUUUCCUACCAAAAAGAAGUGGGAAAAUGGGCACUGUUUGAAAGACAGAAAUGAACCCUGCCAUAUAAUUCAAAUACUGGAGAUAAUGUCAGCAGUAAGAGAUGAGGAUCCACUGGAAUUAGCCAAUACGCUAUAUAACAACACCAUUAAAAUAUUUUUUCCUGACAUGUAAUUGGUAUGUCUUCCAUUUUCCAUCAUGUAUGUAAAAUUUCAUGGUAAAACUUACUGAAAGUCUCAAUAAAGGAAUUCUUUGGAA
Diceros bicornis minor is the source of this 1029-nucleotide messenger RNA. RefSeq names its product TatD DNase domain containing 1 (gene TATDN1). The record is from RefSeq and is a predicted model, not a curated record. The coding region runs from base 61 to 945 and encodes 294 amino acids. Gene Ontology annotation, molecular function: 3'-5'-DNA exonuclease activity. Gene Ontology annotation, cellular component: cytosol. The transcript has 12 exons. NCBI's taxonomy places the organism in Eukaryota, Metazoa, Chordata, Mammalia, Perissodactyla, Rhinocerotidae.